CCAAUCGUUUUUGUUUUGAUAUAAUGGAACGUAAUUUCAUCUGUCAAGUGUCAAUGUCACUCACAUUCAAAGUCAAAGAUUCGAGUUUUUAAUUUUUCUGUGGUUUUUCUUGUUUCUUGGAGGUUGUAAUUACAUAAUUUCAAUAGCAGAAUGUCUGGAGCAGAUAGUGUUGACGAGUCCCAACUAAAAGGACUCUCCAAAUACUUUAACAGUACAACGAACAGAGGCAGAGCUAAUGUAGCAAAGGCAACCUAUGCAGUGUUUGGUGUAAUUGCAUUAUACUUCACAUUAAAACCUAAAGCAAAAAAAUAAAACAAAUAAUAUGUGAUAGAUACUUCUUUAUUUUUAUUUAAGUGAAUUUCUUAAGAACAAUGUUUAAUUCUUUAGUGUGAAUAAAUAAUCAUGUGAA
Messenger RNA from Bicyclus anynana (squinting bush brown), 409 nucleotides. Its product is annotated as ATP synthase membrane subunit K, mitochondrial. Bases 151 to 312 code for a protein of 53 amino acids. The transcript has 3 exons. NCBI's taxonomy places the organism in Eukaryota, Metazoa, Arthropoda, Insecta, Lepidoptera, Nymphalidae. The record is from RefSeq and is a predicted model, not a curated record.